Messenger RNA from Pelagomonas calceolata, 766 nucleotides. The record is from the annotation of a GenBank genome assembly. Lineage: Eukaryota; Pelagophyceae; Pelagomonadales; Pelagomonadaceae.
UCGCGAAUUGACCCAGCCGAAGUGACCCGCUGUCGGCCCAUGACCUAACACCUCCACAAAAAAAGCGCAAAGCAGCAUAAUUUCAAAAACUAACCAGACCUGAACCCUCCACCGCAUCCAAAUGGAGCCCUACUACCUCGACCGCCAGCCCAUGCAAAGGCGCUCCCGCAGCCGCUCGCGCUCGCGCGAGCGCAGCGCGGCAUCACCGCGCGGCGCCGCCCGCAGCCGCCACGAACAGCCGCCGCAGCCGCGCGGCCCGCGCAUGCAGCACAAUGAAAGAGAGACGGACCCGCGCCGCCUCUCCCAGCGGCGAAAAGAAAUAGCCUACGGAAAAAACACGCUAGGCUACGAGCGCUACCUACGACUGGUGCCGAAAGAGAAGCGGCGCCACCCCCGCGACCACCCGCCGACGCCCGACCCGACGCGCAAGUACUCGAAGCGCCAAUUUGACGGGAUCGUCCGCGCGUGGCGCCGCAAGCUCCACGACUGGGACCCUCCGAAAUCAGAGCAGGACCUGGGCCCCGCCGUCGCGCCGAUGAUCCCCACGCUCGCCGCGACGCCCGCGCCGGCGCCGCCCGCCGCGCCCGCGCCCGCGCCCGCGCCGCCCAAACCCGUCGACGACGACUUCGGACCGGACGUGUUCGCCGUCGACGUCGCCGCGCCGUCGUCGGAACCGCCGGUCGCUGCGGCCGAGCCGGUGCCGGCGGCUGAUACAACGCGGACCGCGCCGGCCCACGACGACGUGUCCGACGACGACCUACUCUAG